AGAAAUAUAAGAAAGAAAUGGACUAUGUGUAUGCUGUCAUAAAUGAAAUGGAUCGUAAACUAGAUCGUCCAAUACGUGACUUGGACGACGUGCGCAUGAUUAUGGAAACUCUAAGUAAGAUAAGAGAACAAGAAGUUGAUAUGGAAUUACGUAUAGACCCUAUUGAAGAAGCUUUUAAUGUGCUUACCCGAUAUGAUAUACAAGUUGAACGUGAACAGUUCGAUUUGGUAGAUAAUUUACGUGCAACUUUUCAAAAUCUGUUGUCAUGUGCGCUACAAGCUCAAGUUAAAUUGCUUGAAAUGCAGCCAUCUUUCCAGGAUGAUUUGAAGAAUAAUCUUUCUAAAUUUAAACAAGAUAAGAUUGAUUAUGUUAAUGAAUAUCGUACAGCUGGUCCAAUGCAGGCGGGUCUAACACCACGUGAAGCUUCCGAUCGUCUAAUACUAUUUCAAAAUCGGUUUGAGGGUAUGUGGCGCCGUCUGCAAGCCUAUCAGAGUGGUGAGGAAUUAUUCGGCUUACCGCAAACAGAUUAUCCUGAACUCGGUCAAAUACGCAAAGAACUUAAUCUAUUACAAAAAUUAUAUAAACUCUAUAAUGAUGUUAUUGAUCGUGUUAGCAGUUACUAUGACAUACCUUGGAAUGAAGUUGAUAUUGAAGAGAUUAACAAUGAACUAAUGGAGUUCCAAAAUCGUUGUAGAAAACUGCCUAAAGGUUUGAAAGAGUGGCCUGCUUUCCACGCGCUUAAGAAAACUAUUGAUGAUUUCAACGACAUGUGCCCAUUGCUUGAGCUUAUGGCGAACAAAGCAAUGAAACCACGGCAUUGGCAGCGGAUUAUGGAUGUUACACAGUAUAUAUUUGAAUUUGAUUCUGAAGGAUUCUCGUUAAAGAAUAUACUUGAAGCUCCACUACUUAAGCACAAGGAGGAUAUUGAGGAUAUAUGCAUAAGUGCUAUGAAAGAGAAAGAUAUUGAAGCUAAGCUAAAACAAGUGACUAAUGAAUGGUCAGUACAUGAGCUGCAGUUUAUGAGUUUCAAUAAUCGUGGCGAACUAUUGUUACGAGGUGAUACAACUGCUGAAACUAUAGGUCAAUUGGAAGAUAGUUUAAUGGUUUUGGGUUCAUUGCUGUCAAAUCGUUAUAAUGCACCAUUUCGCAAACAAAUCCAACAAUGGGUCUUUGAUUUAUCUAACUCGAAUGAGAUACUUGAACGUUGGUUGCUUGUGCAAAAUAUGUGGGUAUAUUUAGAGGCUGUAUUUGUAGGCGGUGAUAUAGCUAAACAAUUACCGAAAGAAGCCAAACGUUUCUCUAAAAUUGAUAAAUCUUGGCAAAAAAUAAUGCAACGUGCACAUGAGACGCCAGGCGUCGUGGCAUGUUGUGUCGGCGAUGAUUUACUUAAACAAUUAUUACCACAUCUACAGGAGCAACUUGAAAUUUGUCAAAAAUCGUUAAGUGGAUAUUUGGAGCGCAAACGUAUGAUGUUUCCACGUUUCUUUUUUGUAUCGGAUCCAGCACUAUUGGAAAUAUUGGGUCAAGCAUCAGACUCACACACCAUACAAAAUCAUUUGCUCUCCAUUUUUGAUAAUACUCGUAAAGUGAAAUUUCACGAUAUUGAAUAUAAUAAGAUGAUGGCAAUUAUUUCAAGCGAGGGCGAAACUAUACAACUUGAUCGCGCUAUACGUGCGGAGGGUUCUGUUGAGACAUGGCUUACUCAAUUACUGGUCACAGCACAGCAGUCAUUACACUCGAUUAUUAGAACCGCUUAUGCGACUAUUAAUGAUCCAAAUUUUACUUUGUUGGGCUUUUUAGAGAAAGUGCCAGCCCAAAUUGGUUUACUUGGCAUACAAAUGAUUUGGACACGCGACGCGGAAAUGGCACUGAUGCAGGCCAGAGUUGAGAGAAAAGUCAUGUCAGAGACAAAUAAUAAAUUUUUAGAAAUGCUUAAUACACUUAUAGAUCAAACAACGCGUAAUUUGACGAAAAUGGAACGCACCAGUUUCGAGACGUUAAUAACGAUACACGUACAUCAACGGGACAUAUUUGAUAUUUUGUGCCGCAUGAACAUAAAGUCGGCGAAUGAUUUUGAGUGGUUAAAGCAAUGUCGAUUUUAUUUUAAGGAAGAUUUAGACAAAACUUGGAUAUCAGUGACAGAUGUAACAUUUACGUACCAAAAUGAAUAUUUGGGUUGUACGGAUCGUUUAGUAAUUACGCCACUUACAGAUCGACAAGCGGCAAUCGAAUUAAAUCGCAAGAGCCAAAUGGUGUCUGAAGCCGUUGAAGAAGUUCUGAAUUUGGUCGAUAAGGCAACGGAAAAAUUCAAGGAAAUCGCUGGUGAUGAUAUUGUUACCUUGUUUGAUGCUUCGCCGAAAGAACAACAAACUUCUGCAAGAAAAGGUGAAGAAAGUGCACGCGCUGGCACAAGUGCAGCUGCUGCAGCGACUAAUGGUGCCACUGGUGGUGGUAGUGGUGGUGGCGCUGGUAGUGGUGGUGGCAACACCAACCAGCAACAGGACUGGAGCAUUUUGUGGUCUUGCUUUGAAAACCCACUGACACUUUUAUCCACAACUGAAAGUCUGCCAAAGGGAAUGCAGGACAUGGUCUGUAAUGCAGUUGUUGAAAUGCGCCGCUAUUACAGUCGUAAAGUGAUUGAUGUGCUCAUUAAAGUAAUAAGAGCUGCAUUGGAUACGAUUCGUCGCCGCUUUAUCUCAGAUGAGAACGAUUUGACUCCCAAGAAACCGAUUUUUGCAUUAUCUGCACAUCUUCGUAUACCGAACGUUGUUAUUAGACCCAAUUUGGAUGAACUUCAAGAUAUACUUAUAACUGCGGGUAAAACUAUAACGAGCAUUGCCAAAGGUGUAGCACAGUGGACUAGUGGUAAAGAAAAUCCGCAAGUUUCCAUUACGCCUCAACCUCGCGUUGGUCGUAACCGCAGUAAUGAAAAUAACGCUCGGUCACGAAGGCGGAAAUUAUAUUGCUUAGCCUCAGAAGAACGUCCGCAAAUGCCGCACAUGUUGAAGUCAUUUUAUUCUGCUAUAAUGGAUAAUAAGGAAGUCGCAAAAACCCUUAAUCAACUCUCGAAUUGUAUCAAAAAUAUAAAACCUGAUAUACAAACAUAUGUAAAACGUUGGAAACCAUAUCACUUCCUGUGGAAAAAUGAAAGAACCACUCGUCAGCUUAUGGAAUUUGGCUUGCAAGAAUUUGAGACCACUUUACGUUCCUUAUCUGAUUUGGAUGCUAAUUUAUUAAUAGAACCUGACAUGGAGGUGUUUGGACAAUGCAUAGCUGUUUCCAAUGAACGUCUCAAAUAUGGUUUGGCUAUCGAAAUAAAAUCAUGUACACAUAAAAUUGGUCAGGCCAUGAAGAAGAAAUAUAAGAAAGAAAUGGACUAUGUGUAUGCUGUCAUAAAUGAAAUGGAUCGUAAACUAGAUCGUCCAAUACGUGACUUGGACGACGUGCGCAUGAUUAUGGAAACUCUAAGUAAGAUAAGAGAACAAGAAGUUGAUAUGGAAUUACGUAUAGACCCUAUUGAAGAAGCUUUUAAUGUGCUUACCCGAUAUGAUAUACAAGUUGAACGUGAACAGUUCGAUUUGGUAGAUAAUUUACGUGCAACUUUUCAAAAUCUGUUGUCAUGUGCGCUACAAGCUCAAGUUAAAUUGCUUGAAAUGCAGCCAUCUUUCCAGGAUGAUUUGAAGAAUAAUCUUUCUAAAUUUAAACAAGAUAAGAUUGAUUAUGUUAAUGAAUAUCGUACAGCUGGUCCAAUGCAGGCGGGUCUAACACCACGUGAAGCUUCCGAUCGUCUAAUACUAUUUCAAAAUCGGUUUGAGGGUAUGUGGCGCCGUCUGCAAGCCUAUCAGAGUGGUGAGGAAUUAUUCGGCUUACCGCAAACAGAUUAUCCUGAACUCGGUCAAAUACGCAAAGAACUUAAUCUAUUACAAAAAUUAUAUAAACUCUAUAAUGAUGUUAUUGAUCGUGUUAGCAGUUACUAUGACAUACCUUGGAAUGAAGUUGAUAUUGAAGAGAUUAACAAUGAACUAAUGGAGUUCCAAAAUCGUUGUAGAAAACUGCCUAAAGGUUUGAAAGAGUGGCCUGCUUUCCACGCGCUUAAGAAAACUAUUGAUGAUUUCAACGACAUGUGCCCAUUGCUUGAGCUUAUGGCGAACAAAGCAAUGAAACCACGGCAUUGGCAGCGGAUUAUGGAUGUUACACAGUAUAUAUUUGAAUUUGAUUCUGAAGGAUUCUCGUUAAAGAAUAUACUUGAAGCUCCACUACUUAAGCACAAGGAGGAUAUUGAGGAUAUAUGCAUAAGUGCUAUGAAAGAGAAAGAUAUUGAAGCUAAGCUAAAACAAGUGACUAAUGAAUGGUCAGUACAUGAGCUGCAGUUUAUGAGUUUCAAUAAUCGUGGCGAACUAUUGUUACGAGGUGAUACAACUGCUGAAACUAUAGGUCAAUUGGAAGAUAGUUUAAUGGUUUUGGGUUCAUUGCUGUCAAAUCGUUAUAAUGCACCAUUUCGCAAACAAAUCCAACAAUGGGUCUUUGAUUUAUCUAACUCGAAUGAGAUACUUGAACGUUGGUUGCUUGUGCAAAAUAUGUGGGUAUAUUUAGAGGCUGUAUUUGUAGGCGGUGAUAUAGCUAAACAAUUACCGAAAGAAGCCAAACGUUUCUCUAAAAUUGAUAAAUCUUGGCAAAAAAUAAUGCAACGUGCACAUGAGACGCCAGGCGUCGUGGCAUGUUGUGUCGGCGAUGAUUUACUUAAACAAUUAUUACCACAUCUACAGGAGCAACUUGAAAUUUGUCAAAAAUCGUUAAGUGGAUAUUUGGAGCGCAAACGUAUGAUGUUUCCACGUUUCUUUUUUGUAUCGGAUCCAGCACUAUUGGAAAUAUUGGGUCAAGCAUCAGACUCACACACCAUACAAAAUCAUUUGCUCUCCAUUUUUGAUAAUACUCGUAAAGUGAAAUUUCACGAUAUUGAAUAUAAUAAGAUGAUGGCAAUUAUUUCAAGCGAGGGCGAAACUAUACAACUUGAUCGCGCUAUACGUGCGGAGGGUUCUGUUGAGACAUGGCUUACUCAAUUACUGGUCACAGCACAGCAGUCAUUACACUCGAUUAUUAGAACCGCUUAUGCGACUAUUAAUGAUCCAAAUUUUACUUUGUUGGGCUUUUUAGAGAAAGUGCCAGCCCAAAUUGGUUUACUUGGCAUACAAAUGAUUUGGACACGCGACGCGGAAAUGGCACUGAUGCAGGCCAGAGUUGAGAGAAAAGUCAUGUCAGAGACAAAUAAUAAAUUUUUAGAAAUGCUUAAUACACUUAUAGAUCAAACAACGCGUAAUUUGACGAAAAUGGAACGCACCAGUUUCGAGACGUUAAUAACGAUACACGUACAUCAACGGGACAUAUUUGAUAUUUUGUGCCGCAUGAACAUAAAGUCGGCGAAUGAUUUUGAGUGGUUAAAGCAAUGUCGAUUUUAUUUUAAGGAAGAUUUAGACAAAACUUGGAUAUCAGUGACAGAUGUAACAUUUACGUACCAAAAUGAAUAUUUGGGUUGUACGGAUCGUUUAGUAAUUACGCCACUUACAGAUCGAUACUGUGGCAUUAUAGAUGCGAAAAAUAUUGGUCUUGUUACUUCAAUAGAGCGUAUAAUAGAAUUUGUUUUUAUGCAAGCGCUGGCAUAUCCUAAUACUGAUGGGGAAGAAGAAGAUCUAAGUUGCGGUCUAAUAAAAGGACAACUUUUACCGGGACUGCGUUCAUUUUGCAGUGCUUUGCGUGUCUGUGAACAAGUGUGUGAUCACGUCAAUAUAUUUGCGGAUGGUCUUGAUCUGUUUGAAAAGGUUGAGGAUGUUGCAGAAGUAAAAGAUUUAUCUAAAAAUCAAGAAUUUUGCACUCAGUUAGAAGAGCGCUUAAAUAAUUGGAUAAAGAGUAUUAUGAAAAUACUUGGAGAAAGUGAACAAUUACGUAAAGAAAAUGAUUCAAGUGGUCCACAAGAUGAAUUAGAAUAUUGGAAAAAACGUGGUGCACAAUUUUCACAAUUAUUGGCUCACUUGCAAGAAAAGGAAGUGCAGUAUACACUUAAUUGUCUUGUAUUUGCUGGUUCAAAAACUAUUAAAAUUUGGAAAGAAACUGACUGUAAGAUAACAUUUUGCUACAAUGAAGCUCGAGACAAUUCUAAGUUCAUACAAGCGAUGGAAACGUGUUGUCACUCAUUAUAUUUAGAUGAUCCAGUAAGCAUGAAAUCUUCUAUAUUGGGCCUUUUGCAAACAGUACGUCUAAUAUACACAGUUUCACAGUUUUAUAAUACAUCAGAAAGAACUUCAGCACUUAUGGUUAAGGUAGGUAUAUAA
Molecule: messenger RNA, 6326 nt
Organism: Teleopsis dalmanni
Lineage: Eukaryota; Metazoa; Arthropoda; Insecta; Diptera; Diopsidae
Product: dynein heavy chain 5, axonemal-like
Exons: 12
Coding region: 18-6326 (2102 amino acids)
Source: RefSeq, a predicted model, not a curated record